Molecule: messenger RNA, 1609 nt
Organism: Haliotis rubra (blacklip abalone)
Lineage: Eukaryota; Metazoa; Mollusca; Gastropoda; Lepetellida; Haliotidae
Exons: 5
Coding region: 39-1220 (393 amino acids)
Molecular function (GO): protein binding
Source: RefSeq, a predicted model, not a curated record
GUACGUUAAAGUCACAGAGAACCAGCCCGAACUACAAGAUGCAGUCUGUGGUAGUCAAAGUGUUUUAUGAACGUGAGGGGACGGAGAGACCUGAAGUCCGGCGUUUCCCUGGUCCCAACGACUCCGCACCAACAUACGCCUUCGUGCACGACAAAGUGAAAGAAGUGUUCAAGAAACUCGAGGCGGGGACUUUCAACAUGUACUGGAAAGAUGGUGAAGGCGACUUUGUGACCUGCUCCUCGGAACAGGAGAUGCAGGAGGCCCUAUGCUCAGUCAAGGAAUCCGUCCUCAGAAUCUACAUUCGAGAUGCCUCUCCUGUAGUAUCAGAGGAUGAUGAAUGGGACUUUGACCCCAGGAUGCAGGGGUGGGGCCGUGGGUGGGGCAGGAUGGGUGGCAUGCGAGGUGCAGGCGCAAUGCCUAUGAGAGGAAUGCCUCCUCAUCCCCACUUUCACCGAUGGAUGAAGCGCAUGAAACGCUGGAACAAGAAGAAUAAGUGCCAUGAGUCAAGGGCAGAAGGGGAGGUCACUCCCGGUGAAGAGUUCGAAACCAACACAGCAGAUAAAGGCGCCCAAGCGGAAAAUACGAAAGAUGCACCUGACAACACAGAGGGCAGAGGCGAUGGUAAUGAUACAGAAAUGAAGGCAGAUGACCAAAGUGGAACCCAGAAGUGUGGCAGAGGAAAGAAGGGAAGAGGAAAAUGUCAUAAACAUGACAAACACCAUGCUGAAGACUCCCAGACCAAAGACGAUGAUACCUCCGGAUCUUCGGACGAGGACAUGCCUCCACCAUCUUUCGGCCAUCCCGGCAUGUUUGCUGGCGGCCCAAUGCAAUUCUGGGGCAUGAUGGGAAUGCAUCCUCAUGCCUGGGGUGAAGGUUGUUGGAACAGAAGAGGGGGAUGGAGACGUGGUGGUCGUGGAGGUUGCAAGAGAAGCUGGGAAUGCCUCAAUGAGAUGGAACCUCGGGACAUGGGUUUUGCCGGAUGGGAAGAUGGACGAGGUGAUCCGAGAGAGGGCUGUAGAGGUCGCUUUAGAGGUCACCCUCGAGGCGAAGGUCAUGGUCAUGGUCAUGGUCAUGGUCAUGCACAAGACCAUCGCAGACGCUGCCGCCGUCAGAAUGAGGCUGAUGAGCCAAUGGAAGCCUGCAUUGAAGAAAUGCGCAACGUCAAGGCGACUGAUGACGUCAUCACCCUGGGGGAUGAGAACGAGGCGCCCAAGAUGUAGGCUGCUGAUGCUUCGAAGAUACGACGAUAUUUACAACAUAUUGUAAUUUGAAUAUUUAAAACCCUGUCAUAUAUGCCCAUGUAUAUAAUUCAUUAUGGGACGAAUUAUGUUAUAUUAUGAGUAGGCCAUUGCCUAUAAUGACAUAUUCACUCUUGCAAAUUGUACAUUACAUUGUAUUCUAAUAAUGGUGGUUUGCUUUGACGUAAAUACACGUCCCCAUGACGGUAUGGCAAUGCUGCUCAAUAUAUAUUUUGUACAUGUAUCAAUUGUCGUAAUUCAAUUGCCGUGUUAUAUUUAUUAAGCUUUUGGCAACAUGGUUAUUCUGUUUGUUAUUUGCUUUUUGUUUGUUCACGUAAAGCUGAAUAAAAUGUUUUUAUUGUGAAACAAAA